AAUAGACUGUCUAUUUCUAUGUCUGUCUUUUUCUCUCUCUCUCUCUCUGUGUCUCUGUCUCUCUGUCUCUCUCUCUCUGUCUCUCUGCACUGAUCUGGUCACAACAACAGAUCUGAACCUCAACAUGUCUCUGCAGCUUCCUCCCUGCGUCAUAGACUGUGGGACCGGGUACACCAAGAUUGGCUACGCUGGAAACACAGAGCCGCAAUUCAUCAUGCCGUCAUGCAUCGCCAUCAAAGAGUCGGCCAGCAUAGGAGAACAGGCCCAGAGGAGACUUGUAGGAGGAGUCGAUGACCUGGACUUCUAUGUUGGAGACGAGGCUGUAGACAAACCCAACUAUGCAACAAAGUGGCCGAUCCGUCAUGGGAUGGUGGAAGACUGGGAUCUAAUGGAGAAGUUUAUGGAGCAGGUCAUCUUCAAGUACCUUAGAGCAGAACCAGAGGACCACAGUUUCCUCAUGACAGAGCCUCCUCUCAACACUCCAGAGAACAGAGAGUACCUGGCUGAGAUCAUGUUUGAGACCUUCAACAUACCUGGACUCUACAUCGCUGUACAGGCAGUGCUUGCGUUAGCGGCAUCCUGGACAUCCCGGCAGGUCGGACAAAGAACUCUGACCGGCGUCGUUAUCGACAGUGGAGAUGGAGUCACACACACCAUCCCUGUGGCUGAAGGCUAUGUGAUUGGCAGCUGUAUAAAACACAUCCCCAUCGCAGGGCGGGACAUUACCUUUUUCAUCCAACAGCUGCUCAGAGACAGAGAGGUGGGGAUUCCCCCGGAGCAGUCGCUAGAGACCGCCAAGGCAGUUAAGGAGCGGUACUGUUACAUCUGUCCAGACAUUGUGAAGGAGUUCUCUAAGUACGACUGUGACCCGGGGAAAUGGAUCAAACAGUUCCAUGGAGUAAAUGCCGUCAGUCAGACCGGCUUCCACAUCGACGUGGGCUAUGAACGCUUCCUGGGCCCAGAGAUAUUCUUCCAUCCUGAGUUUGCUAACCCAGACUUCAAGCAGCCCAUCUCUGAUGUCGUGGAUGAGGUCAUUCAGAGUUGUCCAAUCGAUGUGAGGAGGCCGCUCUACAAGAACAUCGUGUUGUCCGGAGGAUCCACCAUGUUCAGAGACUUUGGCCGGCGGCUGCAGAGAGACCUGAAGAGGGUGGUUGACGCCCGACUGAGACUGAGUGAAGAGCUGAGUGGAGGACGGAUAAAGCCGAAGCCGAUGGAGAUUCAGGUUGUAACACAUCACAUGCAGCGUUACGCGGUCUGGUUUGGAGGCUCCAUGUUGGCGUCAACGGUAAUCACACACACACUCAUACACAC
Molecule: messenger RNA, 1311 nt
Organism: Paralichthys olivaceus (Japanese flounder)
Lineage: Eukaryota; Metazoa; Chordata; Actinopteri; Pleuronectiformes; Paralichthyidae
Source: RefSeq, a predicted model, not a curated record